GAACUGAUUAAUGAUAUGGCGAGGACCCAGAUUGUAGAUUCACCUGAAGAUCCAGUCGAAGAAGCACCGAAGGUGUUACCUGAUAUGAUGUUCGCCGACGGGGAAGAACCAGUAGAAGUUAGGGUUCUAACUUACCAGUCCUCACGCGCCAUCAACACCAUUCUCAAUGCUUUAGAAGAAGACGAGAUUCAGUUUAUACGACAAUCAACGUUUGGCAAACUCGUCGACAUCGCCGACAAACCGGGAUUUUCCGGGAGUUCUGCCCGAUUUCUUCUAUCGCGACAACUGAAGGUUGACAAAAAGCACGAGGCUUGGUUCAGAUUUGCCGGGAAGCCAAUACGAUUUUCGCUCCGAGAUUUUACUAUAGUGACCGGUCUUCCUUGUGGCGAGUACCCGAAAAAAAAGAAGUUGAAAAAGAAGAGAAAGAUGAGCGACAAACCUUACUGGCCGGAGCUAUUUGGAAGUGUCGAGGAGAUGAGUGUUUCGAGGGCGAUAAAGAUGCUUCGGAAAAAACCGUUGCAGAUAAAGAAAUCCGGAAGAAACUUGCAUGUCUUGCGAUUGUAUCCUCCGUUUUGUUAUCCACAAAUCUGAAGAUGAAGAUGUUGAAGGAACACGCGGAUGUUUUAGAGGAUCUGGACGAGUUCUUUGCUUUCCCGUGGGGUCACCUAGCUUUUGAUAUGCUGAUGAGUAGUAUCAUGUUCUUCCUCCGAGUCAGACAGUGACGAAGAUGAGGGUGAUGCAGGUGGAAGGAAAACAAUGAAGAAGACGUUGAAUCCUGCACAUGCUCGUGAAGUAGAU
Messenger RNA from Raphanus sativus (radish), 798 nucleotides. RefSeq lists its product as uncharacterized. Bases 16 to 591 code for a protein of 191 amino acids. NCBI's taxonomy places the organism in Eukaryota, Viridiplantae, Streptophyta, Magnoliopsida, Brassicales, Brassicaceae. The transcript has a single exon. The record is from RefSeq and is a predicted model, not a curated record.